Messenger RNA from Thalassophryne amazonica, 3116 nucleotides. RefSeq names its product interleukin-6 receptor subunit beta-like. Gene Ontology annotation, molecular function: protein binding. NCBI's taxonomy places the organism in Eukaryota, Metazoa, Chordata, Actinopteri, Batrachoidiformes, Batrachoididae. The transcript is spliced from 16 exons. The record is from RefSeq and is a predicted model, not a curated record. Bases 173 to 2254 code for a protein of 693 amino acids.
UGUCUCCCGUUAAUUUCAGUGUUUGCUUCAGUUCCUGUUACUUGGUGGCUAAAACACAGGGUCAGUGGGAAAUCCUGCGAUACUGCAGAUAAUCUUAGAGUCUGCCAUCACAGAUACAAUCGAAGGGAAUUUAGUCCUUCAGCACAUUUGCACAACUGGAUUGGCCUGUUUAAUGCACAAAAAUAUGUGUUCCUUUCUGGGCCUGUUUAUUCUAAUUGGGAUUCUUUCUGUUUGUGAAGGACCAGAGGAGAUGUGCAGAGUUUUGGCCAAACAUCAGUAUGUUGAAGUGGGAUCAGAUGUUGAGGUGGCUUGCUAUAGUUCCUGUGUCUCUGACAGUGUCUUCUGGACGCUGAACAAGGAGCGUGUUAGCAACAGGCUGUCUCACACAAUUAACUCUUCAUAUACAGUCUUGUUAUUGAAGAACAUGACUCUCAGCAGUGCCAUGUUACAAUGUCACGGUGCCCACACCGAGUAUGUCCUUGGAGGGGCUGUUAUCAGGACAUACACAAAACCAGCCAAAAUAAUGUGCACCUUGCAUUUUCAAAACCUGACAGCAAUCAGUAAUCCAGACGUGUUGAACUGCAGCUGGGAGCACAAGAUGAAUUCUCCACCAGAAAUAAAAUACACUCUAUACAUGAAAUGUGCCACGUGCUUAUCUACCAGCUUUCAGAGUGGAAGCUGCAGUUCCAGUGACACGUGGUGUACAGUAGUUGGCAGAUUCUCUCUUUCCAACAACAUUACUGUAACCGUGAGAGCCAAAAGUGCUGUUUGGGAAGUUUACUCAGACAUAUAUGAAUUUCACCCAUAUUAUAUAUUCAAAAUCAACCCACCACAGAUAGAGGUAACUGCUACCUCUAGUCAUCUACGGGUUGAGUGGAAGCGACUGCUUCAUGCUGCAAUGAUUCAUUGCCAAGUGAAAUACUCAAAGGUUACCAGCCAAGGAGCAGAAGUGCGGGUGUUCAACAAGACCUUGAAACCUAGGGAGGACGGGAAUGUAACCAUUGAAAAAGUGGAGUCCUGCAAAAGCUACAAAGUUUCAGUCCAGUGUGGUUUAGAUAAGGCCCCCCAAAGUGACUGGAGUCACGAGAAGGCUGUUCUCUCUGAACUAAAUGAGAAUGAGGUGAAUUUGCACCUGUGGAGAAAAGUCACCAAACCAUCGGAAAAAGGAAUUCGAACUGUUCAUGUUAUGUGGACGGAGAUCCCACCAACAUGCCAAGGCAAUUUCAAGUACACCAUCAAACAAAGUCCAUACAAGGAAGGCAAGAAUGUGAUGAAAUACUCACAAACUUUAUGUGGAACGUCUUCUUGUGAUGUGACCAGAGAUGCACACAGAAUAACUCUCACAGCCCUACGUAAUGGAGUUCCUCUUGCAGAGGAUUCUGUAUAUGUUCCAGCCAUUGGCAGACUAAAACUUCCACAAGUUAGCGACAUCCAGACGUGGAGCCAUGAAGGCGUUAUUGUGAUCAACUGGAAGGCUCCUGAUCAACGCGUCAGUGGUUACAUGAUUGACUGGACCCACAAUGGAAAACAAUACUAUUGGAAAGAAACCGAGCACACAAACACAACACUAUUUGCUCUCUUGAAUCAGACGCCAUACAAUAUUACAGUCACUCCACUCUUUGAAGACAAAACAGGCCACGGCAUGGAAGCCCUUCAGAUCUGCUCAGGACUAGGAGGUCCAGGAAACAUCUCCUACAUCAGUGUUGAGGCUACAGACAGAAGUGCUCGCCUGAGCUGGAAAAUGGAAUCUCACGCUUGCAAUGGCGUCAUCCACUACAUCGUGUUUUAUGGGACAUACAAUGGCCCAAUGUUCAGUGUCAUUGUAAACACCACAGAGUGGGACGUCUUAUUGGACGAUUUGACUCCAAACACCCAAUAUGUUGUCUACGUGAAGAUCAUAGGACUUACUGCAACGACCACGAGCAAAGAAAGAUUUUUUAAUACCAGCAGGUUUGGUCUGACUCUGCUCAAAGACAUCACUAUCCAUGGAGGUUGUCCUAGUUUUGUGCUUCUGCUUGGAUUAUGUGGUGCUUAUCAGUGGAAAAAAUUCCUGGAGAAAGCUGUGCCUGACCCCGCCCUCAGUUCUGUGGCAUCGUGGCCUUUUCCAAAUCACAGAGAGAUGUUGCAGUCGUUCAGUGGUUCAGCUGAAAGCCUCGACGUCUAUGAAAGGUUCACACCAACAUGGACAACACUUCAGCAGCGUCCUCUCCUCUGCCAUCUCCAGGCUCUGAUGGUCAUCCAUAUCUGGGCCUAGACGGUGGCCAGAUGGGGGAAGACUGACAAAUUCUACGCUGAGGUUUCUGCUGCAGACUUGCAGUGUGAAGAGCUGAGUGAAGCUACAGAAACACCACAGCGUCUUCUGGACAAUCCACAGCACUGCUGUGUGCAGAGAUCAGCCCAGCCACCCUGUAUUUAAGCCAAAGUUCAGUGGAACUGCUCUCCCCUGACCACAAAACACCGCAACACUCAGUUACCAGACAAUACCAGCACCGCUCACUGUUUAUGUCACUUUGGACAUGUUUGAACAAGACCAGAGCAGGUGAAGUAAAUUCAAGAGUCAUCAUAGGUCAGUCAACAAGAAUACGGCCCAAAAUUACCUGUAAUCUGUUUAACUCAAAAGUUUUAAGUAGUAGUUUCUAAAACAAAACAACCACUGUAAUUUACUUUUAAGUCAAUUUGUUAUAUUUUGUAAAUAAAAAGCUGCGAUAAUGAUUUUUUAUAGCAAUAACAUUUGCCUUCAUUUAAAGCAACAGUGUGUGGGAUUUAGUGCCCUCUAGUGGUGAGAUUGCAGAUUGCACUAAGCUGUCAUGAUUUAUUUCCCAUUCAUGCUUUCUCUUCUUUGCAGACAGGGAUUCAUACUCCAAACUGCAAAAUGCCACUAGGGGGCCCAUGCCCAUGUAGAUAAUAAAGCCUCAUUCUAAACUCAUGAAAACACAUCGAUUCACUGUUAUAUGUAAUUAUACACCAGUAAACAGAUUUUUAAGAAUGCUAUAUUCAAUUUCUCCUCAUAAACACUCCUACAUCCUACACACUGCAGCUUUAAAUAAAAGUCAGCGAACAAUAAUAUUGAGUGAUGUAUAAAGUGAAAAUUAUGAAGACUGUGUUGUGUUUAUAUU